CUGAACUUUUCUUCCUCCCCUGUGACACAGAGUCCCCACCCUCUCCCUCUGUGUCUGUCUGUGUGCGUGUGUGUGCUCCUGUGGGAUCUUCCUGUGCAGAUGUACAGCGGGCUGGAGCUGGAGCAGGAGCAGGAGCUGGAGCUGGAGCUGAAGGCGGCCGGCGCCAAGCUGGAGGCGGACAAGGUGAAGAGGCCGAUGAACGCCUUCAUGGUGUGGUCCCGGGGCCAGAGGAGGAAGAUGGCACAGGAUCAUCCCAAGAUGCACAACUCGGAGAUCAGCAAGAGGCUGGGGGCCGAGUGGAAGCUGCUCAGCGACGCCGACAAGCGCCCGUUCAUCGACGAGGCCAAGAGGCUGCGCGCCGUCCACAUGAAGGACUACCCGGACUACAAGUACCGCCCGCGGAGGAAGAGCAAGGCGCCGCCCAGGAACGACGGCAAGUUCUCGCUGGUGGCGGCGGCGGCGGCCGGCGGGGGCGCCGCGCUCCUGGCGCCAGGACCCAGCGGAAGCCCGUACCCCUGGGGGGCGGGGCCAGGGGCGUUCCUGACCCCUGACCCGCUGCCGCCCGCAUGCGCGGCAGGCGGGGGCUACCCGGCGGCCGACGCGGCGCUGGCGCAGGCGCAGAGCUGCCCCCAGGCGGCGGCCGCCGCCUCCUCCUCCCCCUCCCCCCAGGCCCCGUACCCGCCGCUGCAGCCGCGCUACGAACUGCCGUACGCCGCCGCCGCCGCCUCGUCGUCAUCGUCAUCUUCAUCAUCGUCGUCGUCGUCCCCGCCCUCCCAGGCUUACCUGAACGGCUCGACGUCGGUCUACAGCCUCGCCCCGCCGCCUUCCGCCUACGGCCGCCAUCUUCACCAGCCGCCGCCGUCCGCCAUGUCCAAGCCGGCCGCCGGCACUGGCGGUGCGCAGGCGCGGGGGGCCCUGCCAGGGGAACUUCGAGACAUGCUCAGUCUGUACAUCCCCAGCGACGGCAGCCAGGAGGCGCUGCUGGGUCACAGGAGCUAUCACCCCAUCCCUCAACACUACCAGAACAUGCCAUUGAAUGGCACGGUGCCCCUCACUCACAUCUAAACACUGGGGACUAGGGGGAAACACACCCACCCACACAUCUACCACCCCAACUCACUUGGAAGGAACUUUUUUAAAACAAAAAGAAUAAAUGUAUAUAUUUUUUAGCUGAAGAAUGUUGUUCCAUUCUGAAUAAUUAUGUAUAUUUUUGGUAAAUGUUUCCCCCUUUUUGAAUAGAUCCUGUAUACAGACUUUCAUUAGAUUUUUAAAACAUAAUUCCACCCGGAGUAGAUGUGUAUAUUUUUCAUGAAUGUUCUCUUUUUGAAUAGAUCCUGUGUAUAUAUAAUUUUUUUUAGCUGAAAAUGUUAUUCCACCCGGAAUAGAUGUGUAUUUUUGAUAAUUGUUCCCUCUUUUUGAAUAGAUCCUGUGUGUAUAUAUCACUUUGUUUUUAGCUGAAAAUGUUGUUCCACCUGGAAUAGAUGUGUAUAUUUUUUGAUGAAUGUUCCGUUUUUGAAUAGCUCCUGUGUGUGUAUAUAUAACUUUUUAUUAAGCUGAAAAUGUUGUUCCUCCCAGAAUAGAUGUGUGUAUUUUUGAUAAUUGUUCCCUCUUUUUGAAUAAAUGCUGCUGUGUAUGUGUACAUGACAUUUUUUAAAGAUGAAAAUGUUUCUCCACCUUCAAAUUUUGAUGAAAAUGUUUCCCUUUUGUUUUGGAAUAGAUGGUUUGUUUCUUUUUAGGUUUAACGUGAAAAUGCUCCUCCAUCCGAAUUGAUGCUGUGUAUAUAUAAUAUUUUAGGGGGAAGAGGGUGAAAUUGUUUCCUCUCCUCUUGAAUAGAUUAUGUUUUUUUUUGGUGUCUUUCCCCCGUUGACAAUAGAUGUAUAUACCUGUUGAAGACGUUCUCCAAUUGAUGAUGUAUGGAGAUGUGGUGAAAAUUUUUUUGGGGGGAAAAAACGAUGGCAUUAUUGACUUUUUAAAGAGUUUAUCUCUUUGAUUCCUCCCCCGAGUAUUAUCUUUGAUUUUACUGGGAUUGAAAUAUCGGAAUAGGUUUUGGAGGGUCUUUUUUUCUUUGGUUUUAAGUGUAGGGCUAUGUUUUAUCCAGUGUAGAGUUUCUUGUUUAAUACUCACUCACUCGCUGAGCAUUGGCUUUGCCACAGUGUUCUUCCUUUUUUUGGAGUUUCAACCUGUCUACCAGGUUGGGCAUUUCCUUCAGCCUGGUAACGUAGCUUGGGAAAUCUUGCAAAGGGUUCUGUUGGGUUUGCCUGUGUGAACAGACCCAGUCAGUCUCAUUACAUUCUACCCCCAACUACCAAACCAGCAAGCUGCGUUUCAGGAGCUAAGAUUUUUAAUGGAAUUAAUACGAAGCCUCAAUUUGUUGCCAUUAUAUCCUGUUCUUAAAUACUGAUAUCACUAGGGUUUUAAAA
Chiloscyllium plagiosum (whitespotted bambooshark) is the source of this 2420-nucleotide messenger RNA. Its product is annotated as transcription factor Sox-3-B-like. Gene Ontology annotation, molecular function: DNA-binding transcription activator activity, RNA polymerase II-specific; RNA polymerase II cis-regulatory region sequence-specific DNA binding. Gene Ontology annotation, biological process: brain development; negative regulation of transcription by RNA polymerase II; neuron differentiation. Lineage: Eukaryota; Metazoa; Chordata; Chondrichthyes; Orectolobiformes; Hemiscylliidae. Gene Ontology annotation, cellular component: nucleus. The record is from RefSeq and is a predicted model, not a curated record.